GACCAGCCACAUCCCCCGGGGCUGAAGUUGAAGCAGAACCAAGCGCCAUCCCAGCUUGGGGCCAUAGAUUCCAGAGUCGGCAGAGCCAGUGGGCUGCUGGGCAGCUUCUGCUCUGGGGCCAGAGUGCUGGGCACUCAGGCUCUCCACUGGGCGGAAUGGCACUUCAAGUGGAGCUGAUACCCACGGGGGAGAUCAUCCGGGUGGUUCAUCCCCACAGGCCAUGCAAACUUGCCCUGGGCAGUGACGGGGUGCGGGUGACCAUGGAGAGCGCCCUGACGGCCCGUGACCGGGUAGGGGUACAGGAUUUCGUGUUGCUGGAGAACUUCACCAGCGAGGCUGCCUUCAUCGAGAACCUGAGGCGCCGCUUCCGGGAGAACCUCAUUUAUACCUACAUUGGCCCUGUCCUAGUGUCUGUCAACCCCUACCGGGACCUACAGAUUUACAGCCGGCAGCAUAUGGAACGCUACCGUGGUGUCAGCUUCUAUGAAGUACCACCUCAUCUGUUCGCUGUAGCAGACACUGUGUACCGGGCACUGCGCACGGAGCGCAGGGACCAGGCAGUGAUGAUCUCUGGGGAGAGUGGAGCAGGCAAGACAGAGGCCACCAAAAGACUGCUACAGUUUUAUGCAGAGACCUGUCCCGCCCCUGAGCGAGGUGGUGCAGUGCGGGACCGACUGUUGCAGAGCAACCCAGUGCUGGAGGCCUUCGGAAAUGCCAAGACUCUUCGGAACGAUAACUCCAGCCGAUUUGGGAAAUACAUGGAUGUCCAGUUUGACUUCAAGGGUGCUCCUGUGGGAGGCCACAUCCUUAGUUACCUCCUAGAGAAGUCUCGUGUGGUGCACCAGAAUCAUGGGGAGCGAAACUUCCACAUCUUCUACCAGAUGCUGGAGGGGGGUGAGGAGGAGACCCUUCGCCGGCUGGGCUUGGAACGGAACCCCCAGAGCUACCUAUACCUGGUAAAGGGCCAGUGUGCCAAAGUCUCCUCCAUCAAUGACAAGAAUGACUGGAAGGUUGUCAGGAAGGCACUGACGGUCAUCGACUUCACUGAGGAGGAAGUGGAGGACCUGCUGAGCAUUGUGGCCAGCGUCCUCCAUUUGGGCAACAUUCACUUUGCUGCUGAUGAGGAGAGCAAUGCUCAGGUCACCACUGAGAACCAGCUCAAGUAUCUGACCAGGCUCCUUGGUGUAGAAGGCACAACGCUGCGGGAAGCCCUGACACACAGGAAGAUCAUUGCCAAGGGGGAAGAGCUCCUUAGCCCGCUGAACCUUGAACAGGCUGCAUACGCACGGGAUGCUCUUGCCAAAGCUGUGUAUAGUCGCACUUUCACCUGGCUAGUCAGGAAGAUCAACAGAUCACUGGCCUCUAAGGAUGCUGAGAGCCCCACCUGGCGGAGUACCACAGUUCUUGGGCUCCUGGACAUUUAUGGCUUUGAAGUAUUUCAGCAUAACAGCUUUGAGCAGUUCUGCAUCAACUACUGCAACGAGAAGCUGCAGCAGCUGUUCAUCGAGCUGACGCUCAAGUCAGAGCAGGAGGAGUAUGAAGCCGAGGGCAUUGCGUGGGAGCCUGUCCAAUAUUUCAACAAUAAGAUCAUCUGUGACCUGGUGGAGGAGAAGUUCAAGGGCAUCAUCUCCAUCUUGGAUGAGGAAUGUUUGCGUCCUGGGGAGGCCACAGACCUUACCUUCCUGGAGAAGCUGGAGGACACCAUCAAGCACCAUGCCCACUUCCUGACGCACAAGCUGGCUGACCAGCGGACCAGGAAAUCCCUGGACCGUGGGGAGUUCCGCCUUCUGCACUACGCUGGAGAGGUGACCUACUGUGUGACUGGGUUCCUGGAUAAAAACAAUGAUCUUCUCUUCCGGAACUUGAAGGAGACCAUGUGCAGCUCGAAGAACCCCAUCAUGAGCCAGUGCUUUGACCAGAGUGAGCUCAGUGACAAGAAGCGGCCAGAGACGGUGGCCACCCAGUUCAAGACAAGCCUUCUGCAGCUGGUGGAGAUCCUAAAAUCCAAGGAACCUGCCUAUAUCCGCUGUAUCAAGCCUAAUGAUGCCAAACAGCCUGGCCGCUUCGAUGAGGUGCUUAUCCGACACCAAGUCAAGUACCUGGGCCUGAUGGAGAACCUGCGCGUGCGCAGGGCCGGCUUUGCCUAUCGCCGCAAGUACGAGGCCUUCUUGCAGAGGUAUAAGUCACUGUGCCCAGAAACAUGGCCCAUGUGGGCAGGACGUCCCCAGGAUGGGGUGGCGGUGCUGGUCAGACACCUCGGCUACAAGCCAGAAGAGUAUAAGAUGGGCAGGAGCAAGAUCUUCAUCCGUUUCCCCAAGACCCUAUUUGCCACAGAGGACGCCCUGGAAGUCCGACGUCAGAGUUUGGCCACCAAGAUCCAGGCAGCCUGGAAGGGCUUUCAUUGGCGGCAGAAAUUUCUCCGGGUGAAGCGAUCAGCCAUCUGUAUCCAGUCGUGGUGGCGGGGAACACUGGGCCGGAGGAAGGCAGCCAAGAGGAAGUGGGCAGCCCAGACCAUCCGACGACUUAUCCAUGGCUUUAUCCUGCGCCAUGCACCCCGUUGCCCUGAGAACGCCUUCUUCUUGGACCAUGUGCGCACCUCUUUUUUGCUUAACCUGCGACGGCAGCUGCCCCGGAAUGUCCUGGACACCUCCUGGCCCACACCCCCACCUGCCCUUCGUGAGGCCUCAGAGCUCCUACGGGAGCUGUGCAUGAAGAAUAUGGUGUGGAAGUACUGCCGGAGUAUCAGCCCGGAGUGGAAACAGCAGCUGCAGCAAAAGGCCGUGGCUAGUGAGAUCUUCAAGGGCAAGAAGGACAAUUAUCCCCAGAGUGUCCCCAGACUCUUCAUUAGCACAAGGCUUGGCACAGAGGAGAUCAGCCCCAGAGUGCUGCAGGCCUUGGGCUCUGAGCCCAUCCAGUAUGCUGUGCCAGUGGUGAAAUAUGACCGCAAGGGCUACAAACCUCGCUCCCGGCAGCUGCUGCUCACACCCAGCGCCGUGGUCAUCGUGGAGGAUGCCAAAGUCAAGCAGAGGAUCGAUUAUGCUAACCUGACUGGAAUAUCUGUUAGCAGCCUAAGUGACAGCCUAUUCGUGCUUCAUGUGCAGCGUGAGGACAAUAAGCAGAAGGGAGAUGUGGUGCUGCAGAGUGAUCACGUGAUUGAGACACUGACCAAGACAGCCCUCAGUGCAGAUCGUGUCAACAACAUCAACAUCAACCAGGGCAGCAUCACGUUUGCAGGGGGCCCAGGCAGGGAUGGCAUCAUUGACUUCACACCUGGCUCAGAGCUACUCAUCACCAAGGCCAAGAAUGGGCAUCUGGCUGUGGUGGCCCCACGGCUGAAUUCUCGGUGAUGAAGGCACCUACUGGACUCUCCUGAUCCCAGUGCUUUGCUUAGCCCCUCCUCCCCUCCCACUUACCAAAGACUCGAGCUUCCAGACAGGGAUCCAGGGACACCUCAAAGCCCACCUGCAAACUCUUGCCUCCUGCUCACCCUCUUUUGAAGGAAGCAGGUGCCACGGAACUACCCCAGGAGUGGGCCAGGCCGGGCCACAGCAAUAGAAAAGCGGGGACCAGAGCACACUGUGCCAGCCCCCUGCUGAUGCCAAAUAUGCGAGUGAAGGGAAUUUCAGAUGAGGUUUUCUCUGAGAUAUUUUUGAUGCUUUAUAGAAAACUAUUUAAAAAACAAGAAGCCAUUUUCCUAACCCAAACACACUAGAUGUGUUUUCCCUGACUCAAAAAGGACAAGGAAUCAGCUGAGAGGUUGGGUGGUUGGGUUGUCAGGCCCUCUCUUCCCUGGCCAGGCCUCUUCUCGUUUCCUUGGCACCUUGUCUGUCUACCCACCUACCAGCACCUUUUGCAGCCCACUCUGACCUCCACGGGGACCGAGACCACCAUUUCCUGUCCCCGUCUUCCUGCCUUAAGAAUGCCCUUUUAGGGGCUGUGGGCUUAGCCCAGUGAUAGAGCCGGUGCUAAGCAUGCAUGAGACCCUGGGUUUAAUCCCCAGCAUAAAAAGAAAGAAAAAGAAAAAAACUUUUUAAUAUUAUCAUCCCAGUCUGAGGGCAUCCUGGCCUAGGGAAAGAAAUCUGACAUCUAAUUGUACUAAUGGCGUUCAGUCCCCUGGGGUUUCAGAGCUGGAGAAGAGGCCCACAGAGGGAAGUGACUUGCCCAACAAAGAGCAGGUGGAUGUAACUUGGAGCAAAGCUCCACCCUCAGCACCUCUCACUGCCUCUCACAGGGACCAGGAGUCCCAUAGAGCAUGCGCCAUAUCUUAAGUGCGCAUCUGGCUCCCUGACCAGCAAUCACCCUUGGGGUCCAUGCCUUAGGAUGGAUGACAAGCCCCACCUUCACAUACUUUGGACCCAGUUUAAGGAUGUUUUUGCAUUCUUGAAUUGUCUGCAGAGGCCCUGUUGCCUCUGUGGCCUGGGGGCCUGGGGAAGGGGCUGGUUUAGAGGAGCUGCAGGGCCAUCACCUCUUUCUGCUGCUCCCUGCACCCCUGAGGGCUUGGAGGCCGCCCAGCUGCCUCUGCCCCUGGGGGUCUCAGCCUACUGCUGACACUUCUGCAAUCCAGAGAAACACUAAAUAAAGCAAUAUGUGUUUGCCAA
Messenger RNA from Jaculus jaculus (lesser Egyptian jerboa), 4598 nucleotides. It is a transcript of the gene Myo1c, whose product is annotated as myosin IC. The transcript is spliced from 32 exons. Lineage: Eukaryota; Metazoa; Chordata; Mammalia; Rodentia; Dipodidae. Bases 156 to 3347 code for a protein of 1063 amino acids. Gene Ontology annotation, biological process: vesicle transport along actin filament; actin filament organization. The record is from RefSeq and is a predicted model, not a curated record. Gene Ontology annotation, cellular component: actin cytoskeleton; cytoplasm; vesicle. Gene Ontology annotation, molecular function: ATP binding; microfilament motor activity; actin filament binding.